Messenger RNA from Gorilla gorilla gorilla (western lowland gorilla), 1210 nucleotides. Its product is annotated as annexin A2-like. Gene Ontology annotation, cellular component: vesicle membrane; nucleus; plasma membrane. Gene Ontology annotation, biological process: positive regulation of receptor-mediated endocytosis involved in cholesterol transport. Gene Ontology annotation, molecular function: phospholipase inhibitor activity; cytoskeletal protein binding; phosphatidylserine binding. NCBI's taxonomy places the organism in Eukaryota, Metazoa, Chordata, Mammalia, Primates, Hominidae. The transcript has a single exon. The record is from RefSeq and is a predicted model, not a curated record.
GCUUCACCUGUGUUCAGCAUUUGGGGACGCUCUCAGCUCUCGGCACACGGCCCAGCUUCCUUCAAAAUGUCUAGUGUUCACGAAAUCCUGUGCAAGCUCAGCUUGGAGGGUGAUCACUCUACACCCCCAAGUGCAUAUGGGUCUGUCAAAGCCUACACUAACUUUGAUGCUGAGCGGGAUGCUUUGAACAUUGAAACAGCCAUCAAGACCAAAGGUGUGGAUGAGGUCACCAUUGUCAACAUUUUGACCAACCGCGGCAAUGCACAGAGACAGGAUAUUGCCUUCGCCUACCAGAAAAGGACCAAAAAGGAACUUGCAUCAGCACUGAAGUCAGCCUUAUCUGGCCACCUGGAGACGGUGAUUUUGGGCCUAUUGAAGACACCUGCUCAGUAUGACGCUUCUGAGCUAAAAGCUUCCAUGAAGGGGCUAGGAACCUACGAGGACUCUCUCAUUGAGAUCAUCUGCUCCAGAACCAACCAGGAGCUGCAGGAAAUUAACAGAGUCUACAAGGAAACGUACAAGACUGAUCUGGAGAAGGACAUUAUUUCGGACACAUCUGGUGACUUCCGCAAGCUGAUGGUUGCCCUGGCAAAGGGUAGAAGAGCAGAGGAUGGCUCUGUCAUUGAUUAUGAACUGAUUGACCAAGAUGCCCAGGAUCUCUAUGACGCUGGAGUGAAGAGGAAAGGAACUGAUGUUCCCAAGUGAAUCAGCAUCAUGACCGAGCGGAGCGUGCCCCACCUCCAGAAAGUAUUUGAUAGGUACAAGAGUUACAGCCCUUAUGACAUGUUGGAAGGCAUCAGGAAAGAGGUUAAAGGAGACCUGGAAAAUGCUUUCCUGAACCUGGUCCAGUGCAUUCAGAACAAGCCCCUGUAUUUUGCUGAUCGGCUGUACGACUCCAUGAAGGGCAAGGGGACGCGAGAUAAGGUUCUGAUCAGAAUCAUGGUCUCCCGCAGUGAAGUGGACAUGUUGAAAAUUAGGUCUGAAUUCAAGAGAAAGUACGGCAAGUCCCUGUACUAUUACAUCCAGCAAGACACUAAGGGCGACUACCAGAAAGCGCUGCUGUACCUGUGUGGUGGAGACGACUGAAGCCCGACACGGCCUGAGCGUCCAGAAAUGGUGCUCACCAUGCUUCCAGCUAACAGGUCUAGAAAACCAGCUUGCGAAUAACAGUCCCUGUGGCCGUCCCUGUGAGGGUGACGUUAGCAUUGCC